GAAGAAACAGCAUUUGAAAAAGGUCUAGUAGCACUUUUUAAACAAGACCAAAUGCAAAAAGCACCCAAUAUUAUAGAAUCAGAGGUCGCUCAGCCAACUGAAGAAGAACCAUCAUCUCCCAAAAUUGUUCCCUCCUCUUCUCAACCUACUCGUAAAUACUCCACUAGAACUGGUGUUGCCAAAGAA
Molecule: messenger RNA, 186 nt
Organism: Racocetra persica
Lineage: Eukaryota; Fungi; Glomeromycota; Glomeromycetes; Diversisporales; Gigasporaceae
Source: the annotation of a GenBank genome assembly